Necator americanus (New World hookworm) is the source of this 399-nucleotide messenger RNA. RefSeq lists its product as uncharacterized. NCBI's taxonomy places the organism in Eukaryota, Metazoa, Nematoda, Chromadorea, Rhabditida, Ancylostomatidae. The coding region runs from base 1 to 399 and encodes 132 amino acids. The record is from RefSeq and is a predicted model, not a curated record. The transcript has a single exon.
AUGUCUUCUUCCGCUGAUGCUAUGCUCUCUGCCCUGGACGAUCUGGACAGAUGCGACAUCGCUACACUAUUGCAUCAUCUGCUCCCCCGCCUCGACAGUCUUGAAAAUGCCUGCCAAACGCUUCUGGAAAGGACUGCUCCGAAGUCCAUCUGCCUAUUUUGCACUGUGGACGAGAAUCGUGACAAUCACCAUUCCGGGAGAUGUCCACGGUUCCCGGAUCCAAUCUCCAAAACAGCACAGGCGACAAAGCUGAACCUGCGCCUCCUCUGCCUAAAAGCGGCACACGAGGACACAUGUGGAGUGAAGUGUGGAAGUUGUGGCCUUGGCCACAAUUUUCUACUUCGCACCUCCAAAAGACAAAGACCGCAGCCACCCACGAAGCGGCCAUACAAGAAGUAA